GAUCAUCAAUCAAAGAUCAAUCAAAUGAACAGAAAUGGAAAAUGUUUAAGUUUGCCGUAAACAGUUUUCGAAGAUUCAAAAUUAUUUGUAUUAUCUGAGUCUGUUUUUAUUUUUAUGGUAUAGGGCAUUUGGAAAUGAGUUCCUCCUUUUCCGAGGAGGCUGGUUAUUCAGCACUGGAGCCCGAUGAAACCGUUCUCUCCGACGUGCAUGUGUUGGCUGACGAGACCAAGAAGACGUUUGAUGGAGCGGUGAUAUCACGCUUUGUUUUCACGAAACCCGUCGCCAGUUUCGAACACGGUUCCCCUCCAGCAGUCGACGUCUCCACACCCGAUGAUGAUGAGGAUCUGGAUGUUGAACGGCAUCGCGGCACCGCCAACUACGAAGUUAUUCGAAUGGAGCAUAGAAUGGCAGCGAUAUUGAAUCACGUCGGCGCUCAGAUAUGGAAAGGCGCGUUGUUUUUAUCAGAUUUUCUCAUAGCUCAUCCCGAAUAUAUUCGCGAUAGCGUCGUUUUGGAAUUAGGAGCCGGUGUUGGUUUCGCCAGUGUUGUCAGUGCUUACAUUGGCAGUCGGACUGUUUUCUGCACAGAUGCCCUUUUGGACGCAUUACAACUUUGUCAGCGCAAUAUCGCCAGGAAUUCCGCGUUGUUUCCCACCAGCGAUCACGUUAGAAUCCGACGUUUGGAUUGGUUAAAACCGUUUGAAUUCAAGGUAGACAAGGAUGACGAUUUUGGAUGGCACGAUGAAGAUUUAAAGCUGCUGCGAGGCGGAUUUGCUGUGAUUGCUGCCGAUGUGAUUUAUUCCGAUGAACUAACGGAUGCCUUUUUCGCGACGAUUCUCAAUUUAUGUACGAAAUUUAAUCAACCGUUUGACGUCUGGCUAUCCAUUGAAAAACGGUUGAAUUUUACACUGGAUGAUUUGGCAGUGUGCUCGCCACCGUACCGGCAUUUCCAGGAUUGUCUGCGGAAGCACGCGACAUCGUCCAUUCCGCAGAUCCCUUUUAUUACCGCCAAACAGAUCGGGGAGAGCUUUAUACAGGCGUUCGAUUACGAAAGAACCCCGGAAUUGGUUGGAGCUGUGGAAACUUCGUGUUGACUGCUUCCGGACUUCACAGACAUCUGAGCGUUUCUCGUAAUUCGGUGGAAAUAACAGAAUUCAUACAUUUGAAUAAUUUGAUGAACUGUGAUAAAAAAGCAGGAAAAGCGGGACGUUUGUAUUGGAGAAUCGUUUUGUGAUGUAGUGACGUUUUAUACCGAAAUGUCCUGUAACUUCAUGUAUGUUCCGCUGUCGGCUGUGUAAUCAGUAGUCUUUUACUUUUCUGGAAGACUUGUGACUGUUUUAUACUCGCACUCUGAAAUAAUACGUAUACCGUACUGUGCGGACUCUACAACACUGUAACAUCAUUUUUUUGGAGCUCCAACAGAAUAUUGCCGGUCAUGCGGCGAGAU
Molecule: messenger RNA, 1444 nt
Organism: Paramacrobiotus metropolitanus
Lineage: Eukaryota; Metazoa; Tardigrada; Eutardigrada; Parachela; Macrobiotidae
Product: methyltransferase-like protein 22
Exons: 8
Coding region: 135-1091 (318 amino acids)
Biological process (GO): protein methylation
Cellular component (GO): nucleus
Molecular function (GO): protein methyltransferase activity
Source: RefSeq, a predicted model, not a curated record